AUGAUGGACGAAAGUAAAGAUGAUGUGAUUCUGUUUGAACAAGAUUAUCCUCGGCAAUCUUUUCUUCGCAAGAAAAUCAGCCUAACGGUCCCGGUGUGUAUUUUGUUAAUCGGCAUUUUUCUCUCAUCGGCAUUCAUUGUUUCCGUCAUUUCAUUCUAUUGGUCUGAUGGUGUUAUCUGCUAUGUGAAGGAUAGUGAACAAAACAAACUCGAACAACCGACUCCACGACCGAUUUAUUACUCUCGACCAAGACGCAGUGUAGUCGCGAAAAAAGCCAGCCUUCCAUGUAUGAACAUAGGCUGCUGCUCUAAUCUUAAUCCAGCAGCGCCAUGGAAAGAAAGCCGUUUACCUACAAAUCUGUACCCUGUUGAAUAUCAACUGAUGCUAGAGUUGUUUCACUUAAACGAAGAAAACGAUCAAUAUAGUGGAACAGUUGACAUUGUCAUUGAGGUUGAAUCGCCAACAUACGAUAUUAUCCUUCAUGGAGAUCUGUUAUAUUCGGAUGUCAUAGUUAGUCGACGUUCAAGUCCCGAUGAUGUACUAAUGAAUGUGAGCUGUAUGUUUUCAUAUCCGAAUACUCAAAUGUUGGUUAUACAUCUGACAGAAGAACUAAAAGUUGGUUAUACGUAUGAUGUUCGUAUCUCAUUUCUCCGUACGUUGAAUGUCCAUGGAACUGGCCUAUUCGAGAGUCAAUUCAACAAGGAUCAAUUUGGUUUUACACAAUCACGAAUGCUGCUAACACAUUUCGAACCAGUCCAUGCUCGAGAAGCUUUUCCAUGCUUUGAUGAACCUGGAUUCAAAGCCAAAUUUCAAUUGACAGUGAAACAUGAGAACAAUACUAAAAUCAUCAGUAAUUGGGAUGAAGAAGAGAGCUUCAGUGAACAAAGUUGGAUUCAAACUGAAUUUCAAACUGUCCCACCGAUCCCAACCGCACGGAUUGCAUUUGCAGUUAUUUUCACCGACGAUUUCAGCAGUAAAUCAGCCGAAGUAUUUCAUCCAGUAACAAAUCGCCGUAUUCAGAUCAAUCUAUGGGCACGAAAACCAUUCUUUGAAAAUGAAAAUGGAAUUUACGUUGAUGAACCAUUGACCAUGCUCAAAGACAUUCUCACCGCACUUCUCAAUGUUUUUCAAGAUAUUCAAAUUCCCAUUGUACCGAAUAAGAUUGAUGUUCUUGCAGUUCCAGAAUAUCCAUCCGAUGCUGUGUCCCAUUGGGGUUUACUUGUAUUCACUGAAUACGCACUUCUUCAUAACCAUAUGACAACAUCGGAAAUUGAACAUGAACGCAUUGCUUUAUUAAUGGCGAAAGAGCUAGCUGAACAAUGGUAUGGAAAUUCCAUUUCAUUCCAAUGGUGGACAGAUCUCUGGCUUCAAGAGGCGAUUGUAAAUUAUUUGAAAUAUCACGCUGUGCAUGCUGCCUAUCCAACUUGGAAUAUUCAUAAUCAAUACGCAGUCGAAGAGCUUCUCCCGGCUAUGUUUGAUGAUGGAAUGAGUACAUCGCAUCCAAUUCUUAAAUCUGUGAAUACACCAGCAGAAAUCGAUCAGUUAUUCGACAGUAUUGAAACAACAAAAGCGACAGCAAUAUUAAGAAUGGCUGAUUAUUAUAUGGAAAAAUCAACCGGUAUUGCAAAUAGUACUUUAUACAAUAUUGUGUCGUUUUAUCAUGAUCGUGAAUAUGGAUAUCUCAUUCCUGACGAAAUUCUCAGCAAAUAUCGAAUUGGUUCGUGGUCUGGUGUGGAUUUCUUUGAUCGUUGGCUAUACCAAUCGAAUUUCCCCAAAAUCUUUAUUCGUUUCAUUCAAAAUGCAUCCAAUGGUACGAAUGUUCUUUAUUUUCGUCAAACUCGAUAUCUGACCGCGCAUAUGUACGAAAAUGAUCUCUAUCCACCGGAAACUAAUCCAUUCGGUUACGUCUGGUACAUUCCAAUCACAUGUCGGUUCGGUAAUGAAUCCAACAACUUUCUAUUGACACGCACAUUCUAUCUCGAUCGAGAAGCGAUGAAUAUCUCAUUCGGUGCUGUGUACUAUAAUUAUUUCUACUGCAAUACCGAUUUUGCCGGUUAUUAUCUAAUCGAUUACACGAAUGAAAAUUGGGAAGCUCUAGCAGGAGAAUUGCUCAACAACAAUACUCAAUUACUUGAAAUUGAUCGAGCCAAUCUCAUCAAUAACGCUUUCUUGGGUGCACAAACGACAGAAGAAAGCUAUUCGAUUGUUCGAGAAAUUACACAAUAUCUACUUCGAACUCCAUAUACUGGCUUACUUUCAUGGCAAGCGUUGUCUUAUCAUGUCAAUCGAAUGUUAAAUGUUCUUGAAUAUGAAUCAGCCUAUGGUGUUGUUCAAAAAUAUUUUCAAUUGGUGGUGAGAAAUCACUAUGAUACGAACGAAGUUUCUCUUUGGGACGCGAAUGGAUCACCUUCUGAACAUAUUUUGAAGUAUAUCAUUAUUCAAUUAGCAUGCCGAGUACAAUUGAAUGAAUGCAUUGACAAAGCAACCUCAUUGUGGUAUGAUGCUUAUUCAUUACUUGAAGUCGGAAUGACUAAUCAUUCACUUCCUGCUCAUACACGAGAAGUUGUCUAUCGAACACAUUUUCAGAACACAUAUAACGAUAGUGAAUGGAUAUCGAUUGAAACUGACUUUCACAAGUUUUUCGACCUUCAAGAACGGUAUCGUUUACUCGAAGCGAUGACUCAAUCCCGUCAACCAUGGCAUCUGUAUCAAUUCUUCUACGAAGAUGCCGAAGAGAAUGAAGAUCGAGAUGUUGAUAUAUUGGAAGUAUUAUCAUUACUUGCACGAAAUCCUGUGGGUCGAGAGUUAGCUUGGUUGUAUUACCGAAGACAUUGGACAGACCUUCAAGCAGAUUACGGACGCACAAAUCAACGCUUAGGACAAUUACUGAUCGAUAUAACAGCUACAUUCGAAGAUGAAUUUCAUGAACUUGAAUUAAUUGACUUUCUUGCUUCAACACCCGGAGUCGAUGCAAAUGUUGAUGCACGUUUUUGGGCACUCGAACGUGCUAACAUGAACUUCUGGUGGAUUCUCGACAAUUCCGAUGAUAUGGUAGCCUCCUUCGAUCUUGAAACUUAA
Messenger RNA from Adineta ricciae, 3078 nucleotides. The record is from the annotation of a GenBank genome assembly. Lineage: Eukaryota; Metazoa; Rotifera; Eurotatoria; Adinetida; Adinetidae.